This is a messenger RNA of Papaver somniferum (opium poppy), 1077 nucleotides long. RefSeq lists its product as uncharacterized. NCBI's taxonomy places the organism in Eukaryota, Viridiplantae, Streptophyta, Magnoliopsida, Ranunculales, Papaveraceae. The record is from RefSeq and is a predicted model, not a curated record. The transcript is spliced from 5 exons. Bases 173 to 610 code for a protein of 145 amino acids.
UUAUGAAGAGUAAGGGGAGGUACCAAAAGGAAAGUAGGAAGAUUUACAGGAAAAAUCAGAAGAUUAAAGAGAGAUUAGAGAAAGAGGAAGAAAAAGAACAAGUUACAGUUUUGAGUUUGAUUCCUAGGCACAAGUUUGGAGAAGUCAACAUUAGUAAGGAUGGUAAUGGUGUAUGAGGCUAAGUACGAAUGCAAAAAUACGAAGAAACAAACAUGCAAAACAAAAUUGGAAGAACAAAGUGAAGAGGAGAAAGUUGGAAGCAAAAGGUCAGACGGAAGCAAAUGUUGAAGAAAUGGGUCAGAUGGUGCCAAAUGUUGAUGAAGGUGCUCCAGAAUUUGAACAAGGCCCUGAUGAUGUAGACUUCUCAACUGUAAAAAUUCGUAGAGAGAAAGUCGAAUACAGCAGGGAAGAGGAAGAGAAACUCAAGCGCUUGCAAGAGCAAUCAAAAGAAAACCCAGGAUCUCAUCCUUUUGACGAGGUUAUUGUGGAGGAAAACCAGCAGAUAAUUGCGGAAUUCUGCAAGAAGGAAAUUUGGUUCUUCCCGCAGAUGAGGUUGGGGAUGAAUCAAGAACAUCUACAUCUAUCUCCCAAGAAGAUCUGGAAGAACUAAUGACUUCCGUCAAGAAAGAUCCAUAUCUGAAAACUAUUCUAGAAGAUAUUAACCUACCUUUUUGUGUUUUUAAUAACUUUAUCAUUUUCGUGCAUCAGUUCUAUUUGAUGUUCUUUUUUAACUUAGCUUGAAAAUUCAAAUGUUUUUAGGUACUUGAAUGAUUCAGAGAUUACGCAAAAGUUGGCGCUAGCUAUGGUUUUGGAGUUUUAGGAGGGCACAACGUGAAUUCAGUUGAACAUACUGCACCAAACACUGAUGCGGAAGAUCAAACUGCCAAACAGGCUUGAAGCAAUUGUUCGCAAAUGAAGCCAAUUUAUGUUCAUUUCCAAAUCACAAUGUUCUUUUGAGCUCAUGGGAUAAUUUGUUUUUCAUCAUGGUGAAUUAGGAUGAUAACUUCUAGAAAAUAUGUUUCUAAUUGGAUCUUCAUCUUCAUCAGUUUUUAUGAAUGAUUUCUGUCAUUUUGGUUA